Messenger RNA from Darwinula stevensoni, 1534 nucleotides. The record is from the annotation of a GenBank genome assembly. NCBI's taxonomy places the organism in Eukaryota, Metazoa, Arthropoda, Ostracoda, Podocopida, Darwinulidae.
UGAAGAUCCCUGCGGCAUCACGUGGGACCUGACGAUCGCUAACGAGACCGAAUUCCCAAACACGAGCGCGAACGCGACGGAGCUACCGCCCGAGAACCAGUUCAUCAUGCCGGCGUGGGAGCAAGCGUUGUGGACCCUCCUCUUCGCCGGCAUGGUCCUGGUGGCCGCCGGAGGGAACCUCAUCGUCAUCUGGAUCGUCCUGGCCCACCGUCGCAUGCGUACCGUCACCAACUACUUCAUCGUGAACCUGGCCGUUGCCGACACCAUCGUCUCCACCCUCAACGUCAUCUUCAGUUUCGUCUACAUGCUCAACAGUCACUGGCCCUUCGGCUGGACCUACUGCAAGAUCUGUCAGUUCGUGGCGGUCCUUAGCGUGGCAGGCAGUGUUUUCACCCUCGUCGCCAUCGCCUUGGACAGGUUUACAGCCAUCAUGAAGCCAUUGAAGCCGCGAAUGGGAAGGAAAGCGACGCUCGGGGUGAUCGUCCUAAUCUGGACCAUGGCGUCCAUCGUGUCCCUUCCCAUGUUCAUCUUCGCCACCACAACCACUCUUCACUAUCAGAAUGGGGAUAUGCGUGUCCUCUGCUACACCGUCUGGCCCGACGGCGCCUCCGCACCCAGCUAUCACGAAUACAUCUACAACGUGGUGUUUAUGGUGGUGACGUACUUUCUGCCGAUCGCCGUCAUGAUUUAUACAUAUUCUCGAGUGGGAAUGGAGCUGUGGGGAUCGCAGGCCAUUGGGGAAGCCACUCAACGCCAGAACGAGACCAUUCACAGCAAACGGAAGGUGGUGAAGAUGAUGAUAUUUAUCGUGCUCGCAUUCGCCAUCUGCUGGCUUCCAUAUCACGUCUACUUCAUCGUCAUCUCCGUGGACCCGGGCAUCAAUGAUUUGCCAUACAUCCAGGAACUAUACCUGGCCAUCUACUGGCUCGCCAUGUCCAACUCCAUGUAUAAUCCCAUGAUUUACUGCUGGCGGAAUCAACGGUUCCGGCGGGGUUUCAAAAUCGUUUUUCGCUUCCUGCCGUGCGUGCACGUGACGGAGGCGGAACUGGCGUUGGACGACCGCAAGUCCCUCCUUUACACGGCCCGCUACAACGCUGGCGAGAACGCACACUGCCGUAUCAAUCGGAAUGGGAUAUCGACGGGGAGCCGAGCUACCCUGACGACGUCGACGAGUCUGAGCAGCGGAAACGUCCGGAGGACGUCAGUUCCGGUCCACUGUUCCGCUCCCGGAACCCUUCCCGUUCCUGUCCAUACUUCCACCAGGAAGACAUCCUCCCCGGUAACCGGCCCAACGGGCAACAACAUUCUUCAAAAGUGGAAGAAUGGUGGAACCAAACCCUACAACGUCUAGACUUUCGCGAGUCUCUGAAUCAAUCAAUCGAUAAAUCAAAACGUGAUUGCAUCACGGACUACCGCCUUCCGAGGUCCCCUUAGGCAUUUUCAAGUGAGAUGUGUGGAAGUACUUGCUUUUUAUUUCGUGAUACCCAUAUCUGUAAGCUUCUUGCUUCGUCCCCUACCCUUCCAUCCUUGCCCU